UUCACAUCAUUUUCACAAUUGAUAGGUACGUGUUGGAGAAGUUGCGGAUACAAUCUUAUCCUGAGGGGCUUCCAUUUUGAUCUCAUUUUUGUGUUUUCUACCCAAGCGCUGAGUUACUUGCAAGAACAUCGUGCAGAGGAAAUGGCCUUUAAAAUUAGAAAAGUCUCGGUGGCUUUCACGUUGUUUGUGAUGUCCAACUUAGCAGUUUAUUGUGCUGCGGAAGAAAACAAAACCGCAGAACAACAGUGGUACCAAAAGAAACCUCCUCCUUUCUGUUAUGGCGGUAUCCCUGGUAUGCACGGCAAACCUGGGUGUCCUGGGGCCCCAGGUCGUGAUGGUCGUGAUGGCCGCGACGGAGCCAAAGGUGACCGGGGUAGUCCUGGGGAGACUGGACCCCAAGGGCCACCAGGAACCCCUGGAAAGAAUGGUGCCAGAGGAAAACCUGGAGUUCAGGGCCCUCCCGGCCAAAAGGGGCAGCGUGGAGAGAGUGGAGCAAGUGGAAUCCCUGGGACUCCUAAUGGGUUGUUUUAUAAGAAUUGGAAAGAGUGUGCAUGGAAUAAAUUGAACGACGGGAAGGAUAUCGGCCUGAUCAAGGAGUGUUUGUUCACCAAGAACUUCUCUGAUACUUCCCUCCAUGUUUACUGGACUGGCGUUCUUAGAAUCUACGGCUGUGACAGCUGCUGCAAACGCUGGUAUUUCACUUUCAACGGUGCUGAAUGUGCAGCUCCUCUGCCAAUUGACGGUGUUGUGUACAUGCGAACCGGAAAGAAUCAGAACCUUCACCGCGUCCGCCAUAUUGAGGGUCACUGCCACAAUAUCCACAAAGGCAAGGUGCGCGUGGGAUUCUGGGUUGGUAAUUGUGCUAGUUAUGGAAAUGCUGACGCCUACACUGGCUGGAAUUCAGUGUCCCGGAUCUUUAUUGAAGAAGUUCCUAAACCUCAGGCUUACCGAGUGNUCUGUUAUGGUGGUAUCCCUGGUAUGCACGGAAAGCCUGGGUCUCCUGGGGCACCAGGUCGUGAUGGCCGUGAUGGCCGUGACGGAGCCAAAGGUGACCGAGGCAGUCCGGGGAAGACUGGACCCCAGGGAACUCCAGGAACUCCUGGUAUCAAUGGAAAGAAUGGCGCCAAAGGAGAACCUGGAAUCCAAGGCCCUCCCGGCCAAAAGGGGCAGUGUGGAGAGAAUGGAGCAAGUGGAAUUCCUGGUACUCCUGGUCUGAUGUCUUAUAGGAACUGGAAAGAGUGCGCAUGGAAAAACGUGCAUGACGGCAAAGAUAACGGCCUGAUCAAGGACUGUGUUUUCACCAAAAACUUCUCGGAUACAGCUCUCCAUGUUUACUGGACUGGUGCCCUCAGAAUCUACAAGUGCACAGUUUGCUGCAAACGCUGGUAUUUCACUUUCAACGGUGCUGAGUGCUCAUCUCCCCUGCCAAUUGACGGUAUUGUGUAUAUGUGGCAAGGCAACGGCCAAGAUCUGCACCGUGUCCGAAAUAUUGAGGGGCACUGUAACAACAUCCACAAAGGGAAGGUGCACGUGGGAUUCUGGGUUGGUGACUGUGCUCAUGGCGCUAAGGCUGACGCCAUGACAGGCUGGCAGUCAGUGUCCCGGAUCUUUGUUGAAGAAGUUCCUAAACCUCAGGCUUAGAUUAAUUCCAGACAAAACUUCCAUUCUUGCAUGAUCACUUAAAAUGGGACAGUGAUAAAUUGCUGAAUUAUAUCAAACGAGUGGUUUCUGUGAUUACUGGGUGUGUUGUAAUUGUUUAAAACUAUUUGUUUUAGUAACUAAAUAAAAGGCAGGAAGAUGUGAAAGCUUUUCAA
Molecule: messenger RNA, 1814 nt
Organism: Orbicella faveolata
Lineage: Eukaryota; Metazoa; Cnidaria; Anthozoa; Scleractinia; Merulinidae
Product: collagen triple helix repeat-containing protein 1-like
Source: RefSeq, a predicted model, not a curated record